CACUUAUAUGUCAAUAUUAUAAAAAUAUCCGAUUUUAGUUUGCGGUUUACGAACAUCACUAAUGCAAAGUACUAUUCUGUGGGGACUGUCGGAAAAUUAAAUUUUAAAGACUAAAAUACGCUUUAAAUAUGCUAUCUCGCGUGGCUUUGCGUUCAGUAUUGGCCCGGCAGUCCACUCCAACAGCCCUCGUAGCUCGUACCUCCAGCUCCGAGGUCUCUGGAGUGCGAGAUGAGAAGAACUUCCCCAGACCAGUCAGGGGUGAACCUGGCAAAGUCAGACUCGGAUUCAUUCCAGAAGAAUGGUUCCAAUUCUUCCACUCAAAGACCGGUGUGACUGGACCGUACACAUUCGGUGUUGGUCUGAUGACCUAUCUCUUCAGCAAGGAGAUCUACGUCAUGGAGCAUGAGUACUACACCGGUCUGUCUAUCUUGCUGAUGGUGUACUAUGGUACCACCAGGAUGGGCCCCAAGAUCGCUGCUUGGUUGGACAAGGAAGUUGACAAAAUUGAAUCCGACCUGAACCAAGGGCGCGUAGACAGCCUUAAGCACUUGGAAGAAGCCAUUGAAACAGAGAAGGAUGCGCAGUGGAGGGCCCAGGGUCAGGAGCUGCUCAUCCAGGCUAAGAAGGAGAAUGUUCUGCUGCAGCUGGAAGCCGCGUACAGGGAACGUCUCAUGAACACCUACCAGGAGGUCAAGCGCCGUUUAGACUUCCAACUCGAAAAGGCAGUCCUAGAACGUCGCUUCGAACAGAAGCACCUCGUUGACUGGGUGGUAACCAACGUAACCAAGGCCAUCACACCGGACCAGGAGAAGCAGACCCUGGACCGCUGCAUUGCAGACCUCGCUGCUCUUGCUAAUAAGUGAAUAGAAUGUUGUAAAAUAAAUAUUUAAUCGUGAUAGUUUAUUGCUGUUUUAUUGGAUUAAAAUGUUUUUUUUU
Messenger RNA from Colias croceus (clouded yellow), 936 nucleotides. It is a transcript of the gene ATPsynB, whose product is annotated as ATP synthase subunit b, mitochondrial. Gene Ontology annotation, molecular function: proton transmembrane transporter activity. Bases 129 to 863 code for a protein of 244 amino acids. The record is from RefSeq and is a predicted model, not a curated record. NCBI's taxonomy places the organism in Eukaryota, Metazoa, Arthropoda, Insecta, Lepidoptera, Pieridae. Gene Ontology annotation, biological process: proton motive force-driven ATP synthesis. The transcript has 5 exons.